Molecule: messenger RNA, 3638 nt
Organism: Xiphophorus couchianus (Monterrey platyfish)
Lineage: Eukaryota; Metazoa; Chordata; Actinopteri; Cyprinodontiformes; Poeciliidae
Gene: slc52a3-1
Product: solute carrier family 52 member 3-1
Exons: 4
Coding region: 319-1656 (445 amino acids)
Biological process (GO): riboflavin transport
Cellular component (GO): plasma membrane
Molecular function (GO): riboflavin transmembrane transporter activity
Source: RefSeq, a predicted model, not a curated record
GUUUUAUUGGUACGUUUUGGCACACUGGCCCUUUAAAAACACUCAGGAUCUUGACCUAUCCAAAAAUGGUUCUGAUUUUGACCCAGAGUGGUUGGACUUCCUUAUCAGCAGUGAAUAAAGUGCAGGUUUAGGCCCGGCCCAUGGUGCAGCGGACUCUGACCCACUCAGCAGCCGCGCUGUAAGUCCAGCAUGUCUGUGCAGAGACAGCCCGUCGCCAACCUCUUUGUCUCCUCAUACAAUGACAGACGGUCCAGUGCGGCACUUUGAGGAACUGCAGAAACUUGUAUGACCGAUCAUUAAGACGGAUCCGGCUGAAGCAUGGCGCUGCGGGUGCACCUCCUGGCCUGCGCCUUUGGCCUGGGCUCCUGGGUGGCGGUGAACGGCCUGUGGGUGGAGCUUCCCCUCAUCGUCAACGCUCUGCCUGAAGGCUGGGAGCUCCCCUCGUACCUCACGGUCAUCAUCCAGCUGGCCAACCUGGGCCCCCUGCUGGUCACCCUCAUGCACAAACUGCGCCCCGGUCGUCUCAACGAGCGCGCCGUCAUUUACUCCGUCCUCUCCAUCGGCAUCGCCUCCUGCAUCCUGCUCGUCUUCUUCUGGGACAAAACUACGGUUGUGGCCGGGGCGUCGCGCAGCACCGCCUUCUUCAUCAUCACCUUCUUCCUCUCUCUGGUGGACUGCACAUCUUCAGUGACCUUCCUACCUUUUAUGAUGCAGCUUCCAGCUAAAUACAUCACCACCUACUUCAUUGGGGAAGGGUUGAGUGGUUUCAUCCCCGGUGUCAUUGCUUUGGCGCAAGGCGUCGGCAUGGCCAAGUGCGUCAACAGCUCUCACACGUCAGGAAACCACUCAGACGAGGAAGUGUGGUCAUUGCAAACACAGUAUCUUCCUCCAAACUUCUCCACAGAGGUGUUCUUCUCCUUCCUGGCGGCCAUGAUGUGCAUUAGCUUGGCUGCGUCCAUUGGGCUGAACAGGCUGCCUAGGACAUACGACCUGUCUACGGAAAACCUUGUGCAGGAUACGGUGGGCCCAAUCAGCUCCGGGCUGGACAACCCAGCAGCAGAAACUGAUGGCAAGAAAAAUGAGCAGGAAGGAAAAGAGAAGAGCAAACCUCUGCUGGCUGAACCACAAUACUCCAUUUCCAAGCUGGUCUUCAUGUACCUCCUUGUGGCUUGGGUCAACGCUCUGACUAAUGGACUGCUGCCAUCGGUCCAGACAUAUUCCUGCAUGUCGUAUGGGAAUCUUGCCUAUCAUCUGUCUGCAGCUUUGGCCUCAGUGGCCAACCCAGUGGCCUGCACUAUUGCAAUGUUCUUCCAGAGCAGGUCUCUGAUGUUUCUUUGCGUCCUGACCGUGUUGGGUUCAGGCUUCGGCGGCUAUAACAUGGCCAUGGCAGCUCUGAGUCCCUGUCCUCUGCUGCGUGGGUCUGCCCUGGGAGAGGCGAUCAUUGUGCUCUCUUGGCUCUUGUUCACUGGGACGCUGUCUUACGUUAAGGUGAUGGUGGGAGUCAUCCUGAGAGAUCGCAGCCACAGCGCCCUCGUGUGGUGCGGAGCUGCAGCACAGGUGGGCUCGCUGGUCGGCUCCGUCACCAUGUUCCCGCUGGUUAACGUUUACCGGCUCUUCAAGUCAGGAGACUUCUGCAACACUGAGUGUCCGUUAUGACAGUCAGCCUGAAAGUCUCAAGACUUUCAAGUACAGAAACAGAUCUGGAUGUUUGUGUAGUUAAUUACUUUAUAGCAGCAAAAUGCCAAAAUGUAUGACAGAGUGAAAGGGCCAGGCUAAGAAAAAAAUUAAAAUAAAAGGUAACACUUUAUUUGAAGGCAUGUGCAUAAGACUGACAUGACACUGUCAUAUACAUAACACCUGUUAUGAAUAUGAAGGAGUACUCAUUCAUUUUGUAAAUGACACUUUUAAUGCAAAGCUGCAUUAAAAGUGUCAUUAUUUACCUAAUUACACUUCAUGACAGCAGUCAAAUAUUCAUAAUCAUAAAAGUUGUUAUAUCUUGUUUAUGAGAGUCUCAUGUCAGUUUUGUGCACACCAAUUCAAAUAAAGUGUUACAGAAUAAAAAAAUUAAAUUACAAAAAAAUGGCAUGAAAUUACAAAAAUGUUAGAAUGAAGUUGUGUGAGAAUAAAGUCAAAAUAAUAAGCAAAUAAUAUCUUAAUGUUAGGAGAAUAAAGUCAUAAUAUUAGCAAAAUAAAGUUGUAGUAGUAAUAUGAGAAUAAAGUCAUAGAAUCACAUGAAUAAAGUCAUAAUAUUACAUAAAUAAAAUCAAAAUAUUACGUAGAUAAUGUUGCAAUUUUAUGUCAUAAUAUUUCGAGAAUAAAGUCGUAAAAUUACCAAAAAUAAGGUUGUAUUAAACAUAUCAGUGUCAGGUUAUUAGAAUAAUUGUAUUUUGAUGUCUUAUUCAGUAUAUCCCUUUUUGUAAAACCAAUUAUCAAAGUAUAAUUUCACUACACACCACAGUGGUAAUAAUAACAGCUUUUAUGUGUCAGAUUUAUGACUUUAUUCUAAUAAUAAUGUUACUUUUUUUCUUGUAUUAUUUUCACUUAAUUCUCAUAAUUUUGUUUUAUUAUCUGUUCUUAAACUUGGCUCUAUUACUCUGUCUCUAAAGGCUCCAUGACUUCUUGUGCAACAAUUUUAUAUUAUUUUAUUAUUAUUACUUUUAACAACACAGCCUUCAGUGGUGAUAAUCUAAAACCUAAGAACCGUCUGCCAUCAGUUCACAGGACUAAAAUCAUGAUUGUUGCCGAUAAUUUUCACUCUGCUACGUUUGUAUAAAUGUUUACUAUUAUGCAGAGAAAAUCUAUAACCUUCAAAGUGAAUAUCUACUGAAUGGAAGAAUCCUGCAUUGUACUUUUCUGACCAGCAGAUGUCACAAACACACUUUUAAAACACGAAUGCACUCAUCAGUGAAACGCAUCAACUCCUGUUUAACUCCCACCUGUAACCUCAACAUUUUAAUGCACUUUGCAACUUAAUAACUUAAAUUACUCUUCUUUACAUCUAAAUCAGCAUUUCAAGUGAAAUUGUAUUCUUUUGGAUUUUUGCUCCUAAUUUUGCUUUUAAUCUCAAUCUCAAUCGUUUUGUAGCCAGAGUAUAAAAGCUUCUUCAAGGUUGAAUAUGUUCAAUUUAGAACCUUUUAUUGCCUUUUAAUCCUGAUUAAAAGUUAUGAUCUGCAAUAAAGAUCAAAAAUAUGUUCAAUUUUAUUUAAUAUCUCAUAUAAAAUGCAGUUUUGUUAAUUUAAAAUGUUUUUCAGCUCUGGGAAUGAUCUUACAGAAGAAUAAUUUCAGUACCGUAAUACAGUGUAAAAAAGCUAAAUGAGAACAAUGGGUGAAUAACAUACACAUUUUGGAUAUAUUUAAAUAUAAUUUAGGAACAAUUACAGAUCAUCUGACCUUAUUUAAGAUUUGUAAGGCAUGGCAUUCAGAUUUUUAAAUGAAAUAAAGGUUUUGUUUAGACCGGAGAAACCCAGUUAAUCAUAAACACUAAAUAUUCAAUUCAAUUAAAUCUUCAAACAGACAUGUGUCCACUGUACAGUGAUGCUAACUGCAUUAAAAUAAAAUAUAUGACUUUAUAAUCUAAAACAUCUGUGUAGUAAUUUUGUGGUUGUUAAAAAAUAAAAAUAAAACUUGUUUUACGGCAA